CUCACUGCACGUUACGUGCAUGGCCCACAUAAUGAACCUCAUCGGUGAUGCCUUCCGCAGACCUUUUGACCAGCUAAAUUCAUUCAUGCUCAGCUUUUCGCAGAUGUUUUACCAUGCUGGCUCUCGGAAAAGAAGAUACCUCCAGUUCAUGUCAGGAAAACAUCCUACCAGACAAAAGGCAACCAUGGCUCCAAAUCCCUGUGCUACACGGUGGAACUCCUGGUUCAAAGCCGUGCAAUACCACUCAGAGCACUUUAAACUCUACAAGGAGUUCAUAGAGAUGGAAAUAAAGGUGAGUGGCAGCAGUGCACCGCAGUCUGUGGAGAGACUCCAUGAGAUGCUACAGAAUGAAGACAUGGCUCAGUGUCUCCAGGUUCAGCUCAGCAUCAUGGCAGAUAAGUGUAAACAUAUUCUACAGCUACUUGACAUCUUUCAGAGCAGGAAACCUAUAACCACCAAGGUUUUUGACUACUUCGAGGAUCUACAGAUGAACUUUACUGCAAACAAGGAGUUACAGUAUGAAUCCUGUGCUGAGCACUUUGAAGGACUUGAUGUCCAUCAUGCCACCAAAACACACAUCCUCAACUUAGUGCAUCUAGCGUACAGCAAUGCAGAGGAAAAACUCACGAAGUACAUGUCAGAGGGACAACCUGCCAUCAACUUCCUUCGAGAAGUCAGAGUGUUUGACCCUCGUUACAUUUCAUUCAUGGAGAACAGUGUUUCUGGCUACACACACAUCCCAGGCUUCAGUGCUGUCCCCAAUGAUGAGUUUGAUGCCUACUUCCAACGCCUGGGUCCAGCAGCACUCAAAGCGUCAGCAUGUGGAGUGGUAGAUCUAGAUGUGUUUUGGGAUGGGCUUCUCGAGAGACUUCCUGUCCUCAGUGCCUUAGCCAAACGAUACAAGGAUGUCAUCGUGAACUCAGCAGAUGCUGAAAGAAGCAACAGCCUUUACAAGCUUGUGCUAUCAAGCAGAAGAAGAUCAAUCACUAACAGCAACCUCAAAGCCUUGGUCUUCUUGUACCACAAUCAGCGACUCACUAGUGGAGUGUUUGAGAGGGAUGAGCUCGAGAUCGAUUGUGGGCCCGACUCUGAGGAUGAAGUGGAGGACAGUUUGGAUACUUAGGAAGUUAGCGUUCAAGAAUGAACUUGUCUUACCAUUCUAAUGAAUGAUUUGAUUGUUGACGUGUUUUAGUCUGCA
Messenger RNA from Labeo rohita (rohu), 1198 nucleotides. RefSeq lists its product as uncharacterized. Gene Ontology annotation, molecular function: protein dimerization activity. The coding region runs from base 20 to 1123 and encodes 367 amino acids. The record is from RefSeq and is a predicted model, not a curated record. Lineage: Eukaryota; Metazoa; Chordata; Actinopteri; Cypriniformes; Cyprinidae. The transcript is spliced from 2 exons.